AUGUCCAACGAUCGCUCCGCUCCUAUCAACGUCCCCAGCCCGAGUCUCGCCCUCGUCGAGCAUCCAUCGCCGACCUCUUUUCAAAGCAGCCCAGCAAACCAACGCCGCCUAUCCAUCACCACCCUCGGCCUAUCCGGUUCCCCCACCCAAACCUCAGCCUUUGGGAACCAGUCCUUCCGUCGAGGCAGCAUGUCCAGCUCCCUCGGCUCCGCCCCAAACCCCGAAGACGCCGUCGCUGAUGAACCGGAGAGCUCCUCGCCCGGUGCCACCCCCAGCUCACCCUGGGCGCGAAGAGUCUCUUUUGGCGCACAAGCACUCCGUGAAGCUCGUGCCGGAAGCAUAAGCAACGGUAGAUACCCUCCCCGUUCUGGUUCUGGUUCUUCUGCUGCUGCCCCUUCGUCACUGGCAGGGGUGCGUCGCUCGCCACCUUUGGGAAGCGCCAGUACCACCACCACCACCCCUGCCCAAGCCCAAGCCCAAGCCCAAUCCCGAUCUUCCGCAAGUACUUCAUCUCCACUGGAAGAGAAAUCUAACCCGUCGCGCCGAGUAGGCGAAGGUUUCAACUGGUCGGAGGCCCUCCGUUCGCGGGCCGAGCGUGCCCCCUCCAUCGGCGGUCCCAUCUCGCCGCAGAUUCCCUCGGCGAAUCGUUCCCACAAUCACCAACGUGCCGCCUCCAUUGCCUCCAUGGAGCAACCCAUUCGGGAAAUCCCAAAGCAACCCAAGCAGAACAAGCCCGAUUUCUUCCAGGAGAAGAUUCUUCGUGGUGACUUUAUGGAUUAG
Messenger RNA from Penicillium waksmanii, 780 nucleotides. RefSeq lists its product as uncharacterized. The transcript is spliced from 2 exons. The record is from RefSeq and is a predicted model, not a curated record. NCBI's taxonomy places the organism in Eukaryota, Fungi, Ascomycota, Eurotiomycetes, Eurotiales, Aspergillaceae. The coding region runs from base 1 to 780 and encodes 259 amino acids.